AUGUGGAAGAGAGUAGGAUGGGGUGUGAUGGCCAACCACACAAGUGGUGAAACCGAGGACACCUUCAUCGCUGUUGACUUGUCCACUAUAAGUUUUGAACCAUUUAAAAACCUGGACAACUUAAGACCGGAACUCCAUGCAGAUCUGAGCGUCUUGCCAAGUACAACCAGCUUUUGCAUAUGGAGGCCGUUUACGCUGGACUCAACUUCCGCAAACCUGUGGAGCCUUACUAGAUCCAUGUCGUCAUCUUCUUUGUCACGAGAAUUUGAGUUCUGUUCACUUAAAUAA
Molecule: messenger RNA, 288 nt
Organism: Microthlaspi erraticum
Lineage: Eukaryota; Viridiplantae; Streptophyta; Magnoliopsida; Brassicales; Brassicaceae
Source: the annotation of a GenBank genome assembly